AUGGGCUUCGCCGAGAAUGUGCUGUCACUCGUGACAGUCACUAAUAUCUUCCUCGGGCUCAUCGCCUAUAUCAUCUUCAAGGCUGUCUCUCAGAUCGUUCAUUACCGGUUCUUCCAUCCGCUUAAGGAAUUUCCCGGUCCUUUUUGGGCUUCCGUGACCCGUCUUUGGAUUGCGAAGCAGAACCUACAGGAGACAGAGUACUUGACGGCUUAUGAGUUGACCAAGAAAUUUGGCCCCGUUGUCCGCAUUACCCCAACAUUGCUGCUGGUCAGCGACCAUUCCAAGCUCCCUGAAGUCUACCACCGCAAUGCCGACAAGACCGGCCACUACAUCACCGGUAGCUUCGGCGAAAACGAGUCCUUGUUCAAUAUGAGAUCCCACAAGCAACACGCUGAGUUCCGGAAACACUUUGCUGGUCCCUACAGCUUCACCAACAUUAAGAAGAUAGAGCCGCUAAUUGAUGCGCGCAUCUGCGAAUGGAGCAACAAGCUCGAUCAAAGCUUCGUCAACACCGGCGAGCCCUUCGACUUUGCCUGGUGGGCUGUGUACAUGGCAUACGACAUCAUCAGUGAGAUCGGUUUCGGCCGCCCAUUCGGCUUCAUCGAAAAGGGAGAAGACAUCGGUGGCCUGAUCAAAGGCUUCCACGAUGGCCUCCCAGCAUUUGGCCUCCUAGCCCGCCUGCAUCCUUUCACCUCAUGGAUGAAAACAACCUUUAUGAAGAAAUACCUCGUUGCAACACCCCAAGACAACUCAGGAAUUGGUGUCCUCAUGCGCUUCCGUGAUCGUCUGAUCAAAGAACGGCUCGAAGAUCUCCACAACGGCAAAAAGAUCGAGCAGACUGACCUCCUCCAAACAUUUCUCGAGGCUCGCACGGAUGAAGACAAGCCCUUGGAUCUGGAAUACAUCCGCGCUGAGGUUCUUCUCGUCCUUCUUGCUGGCGCAGAUACUACCGGAACAGCCUUCCAGGCCAUGAUACACUUCCUCCUGACACACCCAGAAGCUUACGAUCGUAUGAUGGAGGAAAUCGACUCCGCCUCUCGCAAAGGCCUCAUCUCCGAAAUGCCCCAGUACAAUGAAGUCCUCGAGCACCUGCCCUUCUUCGUCGGAUGUGUCAAGGAGACCAUGCGUCUUUGCCCAUCUGCACCGAACAUCUUCCCCCGCUACGUCUCCGAGCCUGGCAUCGAGCUCUUCGGCAAGUUUGCCCCGGCUGGCACGGAGAUUUCAGCCAACCCGUACUUGGUGCACCGCGACCCGGCACUGUACGGCGAAGAUGCAGAGAAGUUCAAGCCAGAGCGUUGGUUGGAUGCCGAGAAGGCUAAGUUGUACAAUAAGUAUAAUAUGGCGUUUGGUUAUGGGUCGCGUGUGUGUCUUGGCAGGGAUAUUGCGAUGAUGGAAUUAUUCAAGGGUCCUUUGCAGUUCUUCAGGUGCUAUAAGCCGGAGGCUGUCAAGGACAGGCCUAAGCCUCAGUUCGUGGUCAAGGGUGGUGUUGGAUACUGGCGUGAUGUGUGGCUAACUAUUUCUAAAAGACCAGAGGCCAAGGCGCAGUAA
Molecule: messenger RNA, 1548 nt
Organism: Penicillium atrosanguineum
Lineage: Eukaryota; Fungi; Ascomycota; Eurotiomycetes; Eurotiales; Aspergillaceae
Product: cytochrome P450
Exons: 4
Coding region: 1-1548 (515 amino acids)
Molecular function (GO): iron ion binding; oxidoreductase activity, acting on paired donors, with incorporation or reduction of molecular oxygen; monooxygenase activity
Source: RefSeq, a predicted model, not a curated record